Erinaceus europaeus (western European hedgehog) is the source of this 842-nucleotide messenger RNA. RefSeq names its product B9 domain containing 1 (gene B9D1). NCBI's taxonomy places the organism in Eukaryota, Metazoa, Chordata, Mammalia, Eulipotyphla, Erinaceidae. Gene Ontology annotation, biological process: cilium assembly. The record is from RefSeq and is a predicted model, not a curated record. Gene Ontology annotation, cellular component: MKS complex. Bases 141 to 755 code for a protein of 204 amino acids. The transcript has 7 exons.
UGCGCCACUCAAGCGUAUAGACCGCGAAGCGCCGGAGUCCAGGAAACAUGUCCCUUGCGUUUGCCGUCCGUUUCUAGGGCAACCCCGGGUCCUCUGCCACUGCGCGUUCUGCCGGGUUGGGUCCCCGCGACCCCGCUGCUAUGGCUGCCGCGGCGCCCAGCGUGUUUCUCCUCAUGGUCAACGGGCAGGUGGAGAGCGCGCAGUUUCCGGCGUAUGAUGAUCUCUACUGCAAGUACUGCUUUGUGUAUGGCCAGGACUGGGCCCCCACAGCGGGUCUGGAAGAAGGCAUCUCCCAGAUCACGUGCAAGAGCCAGGAUGUGCGGCAGGCCCUGGUGUGGAACUUCCCCAUUGACGUUACCUUCAAAAGCACCAACCCCUAUGGCUGGCCCCAGAUCGUACUCAGUGUAUAUGGGCCAGAUGUGUUUGGAAACGACGUGGUCCGAGGCUACGGGGCAGUACAUGUACCCUUCUCUCCUGGACGGCACAAAAGGACCAUCCCCAUGUUCGUUCCAGAGUCAACGUCUAAACUGCAGAAGUUUACAAGUUGGUUCAUGGGCCGGCGGCCAGAAUACACAGACCCCAAGGUGGUGGCUCAAGGAGAAGGCCGGGAAGUGACUCGUGUGCGCUCCCAGGGUUUUGUCACGAUGCUCUUCAACGUGGUGACCAAGGAUAUGAGGAAGCUGGGUUACAACAGCGGGCCUCUGGACACACAGGGUAUUUCAGGGCCCAGCCCCCUGCAGGGACUCCCCAGGUGAGGCUUUGGCUCCUCUACCACUGGACAGAUGACUUGGGGGCAGGAAUAUAGGGGUGUUUUUAUACAAUAAAGUAUCACUUUUCAUGGA